CAUUAUAGAAUUAUUAAAGUUAUUUUUAAGUGUUAGUCUAAUAUUUAACAUGGUAAAAAGUGCUACCGAAAACCAUUGGAGACCGUUGAAAUAUCGCAUCUCAGUCUCACCGUGCUUGGAUGAAAGCUAUUUCAGUCAUACAGAUGUUUAUCAAAUAUUUAAAUCAUAUAUCGAUCAGAGACGAGUAGAACAUAAUUUUAUUUUCUUUGGUGAAUCUAAAAUAACUUUUAAAGUUGAUGCUAAAACAAACAACAUAACUUUGAAGAUAUUUAACCUGGAAAUACAUGAAGCGGCAACAAAACUUAUUAUUACUGAUACUAUUUAUAAAACUUAUAUGCCGACGAUGUAUACGUAUGAUAAUAAAAGACAAACAAUUGUUUUUCAAUUUGCUAAUAAUUUGUUACCAUCUAAUACUUAUAAACUCAUCGUAAAUUUCAUCGGUACCAUAGAAAACACAGGAAGUUUUUAUUGGAAGUCACGUUAUUUAAAUGAUAAAGUAAAUGAUAAAGUAUGGUUGAUUGCGGCCACCGAUUUCCUUGAGACAGGAAUCCAAUUAUGGUUUCCAUAUUGUGACAAGUUGGAUACUAAAACCGAUUUUGAAAUUUCUGUACAAUAUAAUGGAUAUUAUCAACUUUUGUCAAACACAAACAUUCAAAACACAGUUUUCGCUCAUUCAACGAAAACGGUAUAUCACGAGAAAGCUGUUAAUAUAUUUCCUUAUUCCGUUGCAAUUAUAUUCCAUGAUCUUGCCAAAAUUUUUAACGAUACCGAUACAUUCGACAAGAAACGAACUGUUGUUAUAUGGAGCAGAAAAAAAGUGGCACGACAACUAGAAUUCACGAAAUGGACUAUUAGAUCUUCCAGAUCGUAUUUGCAAGCAAAUACGAUCUUUAAAACAGAAUUUCUACCAAACAUGAACAUUAUCGUAAUUCCGGAUUUUCAAGAUAAUUAUAUAGAAGGAUGGGGAUUUCUUUAUUGCAGUGAGACAGCUGUUAUAUAUGACGAAAUUUUACAUCCUAUUGGACGCAAAAUGUAUGUAGCAUUUACAAUAGCACGUAGAAUAGCAAAUCAAUUCUUUAAUAAUAUGAUCGGAGAAUUUCGAGGAUCUUAUCAUUGGAUAAACGAGGGUAUUGCCACGUUUUUGGGGAUUAAGAUUGUUAAUCAGAUAUUGUCGGUUACAGAUUCGAAUAUGUUAUAUUUAUUUGCAGUACAAUUUCAACAAGAAUGUCUUCGUUUAAAUAAUUAUUACGAUAUGCCUCUCGUAUCAAAAGUUAAUGAAUCAUUUAAUUCACUUUUUCCUUUUAUACAUCAAAUUAAAGCACCCGUCAUUAUACACAUGUUAUCAGAAAUAAUGCCUAGCAAUGUAUUUAUGUCGAGUCUCGUUAAUUAUAUAAAUUUCGGUCAAGCAAGAUCAGCAUCUUUUGAUAUCUCUAAUAGUACUUCCAAUAAUAGUACUUUCAAUUUCUUCGAUUUUAUGCAACCAGUUUUAACAAACAUGUCAGAAAAAGAGGAAAUUAACAUAGGAAAAAAAAUGAAUAGUUGGAUAACGCUGAAACGCUAUCCCGUGCUGGAGGUGACGCGAGAGUUUGGAAACGAGGUCACAAUAAAAUUAUCGCAAAAAUAUCUAAAUGAAUCAUAUUCGAAAAAUUUAUGGAUACCUGUAGGGUAUACUAUACAAUUUGUCACUGACAAUUCGUUUAUGGCUUGGUUAAACCCAUAUAAUCAAAGUAUACAAGUGCCUUAUAUUAAUCAAAAUCGUUGGAUUAUUGUCAACGCAGAACAAAGUGGAUAUUAUCGUGUUAAGUAUGACAAUAAAAGUUGGGAAAAUAUUUUGAACUGUCUAAACUCAACGCAAUUUAAUAGCAUAGAUUUCAUUAGUCGAGCUCAACUUAUCGAUGAUGCAUAUCAUUUUCUAUUAACGGGCGAACUUGACUUUGUUAUCUUCGAAAAACUCACGUCUUAUCUAAUACGUGAAACAAAUUACAUACCAUGGUAUUCUAUAAUUAAAAUUAUGGAGGAUAUUUCAGGAUUUUUCGCAUUUUCACAAAGUAAUAUAAUCAAGGCGCAUUUUCAAAUAAUUUUUGACGCUGUUCUAAGAAAUAUAACAUAUACAGAAUCAGAGAAUGAUUCUAUUCUUACUACAUAUUUAAGACAAGAGGCUGCUAAAUGGGCCUGUAUUAUCAAUUCUUAUGUGUGUAAAGAUACUGCCACAUUAACAUUAAUACAGCAUCUUGUAGAAAAAGAAUCUGUUAAAUCCAAAUGCUUUAUCAUGUCAUGGUGGAAAGAAUGGACAUAUUGUCAAGGAUUGAAAAAAGCAAAUGAUACUAUAUGGAACAGAGUUAUUCAAUUUAGAAAAGAUGAUGAAGAAAUUUUAAAAUAUUUAACAUGCUCUGAAGAUCAUUAUAUUAUUAUUGAUUAUCAUAUUAUAAUUAUGCAAUCUAUUAUUGCGAAACAUGCAAAAAAUAACUUAAUACUUGACUACAUAUUGCAACAUUUUCAACGUAUAAUACCUAGAGGAAUCAAUGAAAUUGCAGUAUUAAUAGAUAUUAUUAAUCACGUAUAUUCUGAAAUACAACUUAGCAUGGUGAGCAAAUUCGCAAAUACUUACUUUCUUUCUAAAUCAAGUCCAUAUAUUUCCCAAAAGAUACAAACACGACUGUCCGAAAUUAAAAAACAAACAAACUAUUUCGAAAAUCUUUUACAAAUUAAAGAUGUUUAA
Molecule: messenger RNA, 2719 nt
Organism: Pogonomyrmex barbatus (red harvester ant)
Lineage: Eukaryota; Metazoa; Arthropoda; Insecta; Hymenoptera; Formicidae
Product: aminopeptidase N-like
Biological process (GO): proteolysis; peptide catabolic process
Cellular component (GO): cytoplasm; membrane
Molecular function (GO): peptide binding; zinc ion binding; metalloaminopeptidase activity
Source: RefSeq, a predicted model, not a curated record